Fusarium proliferatum ET1 is the source of this 636-nucleotide messenger RNA. RefSeq lists its product as uncharacterized. The record is from RefSeq and is a predicted model, not a curated record. The transcript has a single exon. Lineage: Eukaryota; Fungi; Ascomycota; Sordariomycetes; Hypocreales; Nectriaceae. Bases 1 to 636 code for a protein of 211 amino acids.
AUGAAGACUGUGCGCGUUACAACCGACAUCGAGCCCGAGACCGGCGACGCCCCUGAGUUUACCUGCGUCCCCAUGACAGCUACAAAUGACGAAGGUGCGACACUGGAGCUUGAUGAGGGAUGCACUCUGCAUUACGAACCUCCUGAAGCUACCACCACUGAUGACAGCGCCGCUCGUCUUCGUCGCGAUGUCGCAACAGCACCCGCCCACGUCAACAGAGGAAUCAACCUCUUGGGUAGACAAGUUUCCUGCACACCUUUCACAACCUAUACGAGAACGGAAUGGGAGACCGAGACCGAGACUGAAACUGGUACAAAGACCGUCACGGUGCAAGGCGAAGAUGCGACGUUCUCAUGUCCUGAGAUGGAAGUCACCAAUGAUGUCGGCGAUACGCUUGCUCUUGAUGCUGAGUGCGUUUUGUCAUUUACGCCGGCUGAACCAACGAGCUCUGAGGAGGGAGCCUCGGCACAAGAUCAGCCGACGAAUGUCCCGGCUGGAACUGGGGAGAGUACUACUACGGUGACAGCUACUGCAGGAAGUGGAGGCUCAAAUGACAAUAGUGGUUCGAUUGGGCGGGUUUCUUUGUCACUGAUGUUGAGUUUUGCGGGAAUUGCUUUGUUGAACAUGUUCAUCUAG